Messenger RNA from Lynx canadensis (Canada lynx), 448 nucleotides. Its product is annotated as histone H2A type 1-E. The coding region runs from base 1 to 393 and encodes 130 amino acids. Gene Ontology annotation, molecular function: structural constituent of chromatin; protein heterodimerization activity; DNA binding. The transcript has a single exon. Gene Ontology annotation, cellular component: nucleosome. NCBI's taxonomy places the organism in Eukaryota, Metazoa, Chordata, Mammalia, Carnivora, Felidae. The record is from RefSeq and is a predicted model, not a curated record.
AUGUCCGGACGCGGGAAACAGGGCGGCAAGGCUCGCGCCAAGGCCAAGACGCGCUCGUCGCGGGCCGGGCUGCAGUUCCCGGUGGGCCGCGUGCACCGGCUGCUCCGCAAGGGCAACUACGCCGAGCGGGUGGGGGCCGGCGCGCCGGUGUACCUGGCGGCCGUGCUGGAGUACCUGACGGCCGAGAUCCUGGAGCUGGCGGGCAACGCGGCCCGCGACAACAAGAAGACGCGCAUCAUCCCGCGCCACCUGCAGCUGGCCAUCCGCAACGACGAGGAGCUCAACAAGCUGCUGGGCCGCGUGACCAUCGCGCAGGGCGGCGUCCUGCCCAACAUCCAGGCCGUGCUGCUGCCCAAGAAGACCGAGAGCCACCACAAGGCCAAGGGCAAAUAAAGUUUGAAUUCCCACAUUUCAGCUUGAGAUCAAAGGCUCUUUUCAGAGCCACCCA